AUGGUGGCGCCCGAAGACGACACUCGCACAUCAACGUUAAUGCUAAAAGUACAAGAUGCCCCGUGCGAAGAAGAGAACAUGGAGUAUCCCGCCGGCUUUCAAUUCCUCGUGGUACUCCUUGCCAUGUGCAUGUCGUUGAUCCUCACUGGCUUGGUCCGUUUUCUUGUCCCCGAAGGCUACCUAGCGUUGCCAACUAUCACCACGCAUUUCGGUACCAUUGAGGAUGUUGGUUGGUAUUACUCGGCAUAUCGCUUGACCUCCUGCUCGCUUCAAUUCAUGUUUGGCAAGCUGUACCAUCUAUUCUCAGUCAAACACGUGUUCCUCGCCUCAGUCGUCAUUUUUGAGAUUGGGUCGUUGAUCGCCGGUGUAGCACCUACUUCUGCCACCUUGGUUUUGGGACGUUCUAUCUCUGGGAUGGGCUGCGCGGGUAUCAUAUCUGGAGUAUUCACGUUCGUCUGCACUACUUUUAUAUUGAACUAUAGCAUGGUAGUGCAAUGCUUUCCGCUUCGUCGACGUCCGUUUUUUACUGGUAUCGCGGCUGGGGUUGAGGGUGCGUCGGCGACUGUAGCCCCGCUACUUGGGGGAGCAUUGACCGAUUCCAUCUCAUGGAGGUGGUGUUUCUAUAUCAAUUUGCCCAUUGGGUGCUUGUCCUUCCUAUUGAUCUUACUUUUCUUCCAAGACCCUCAGAAGAACGCCCGGCCUUCCAUGGAGAGAAAGUUUCACCAACUUGAUCUCCUCGGAACGAGCAUCUUUGUGCCCUCUAUCACGUCCAUGUUGCUAGCCCUACAAUGGGGUGGCUCCAAGUACGGAUGGGGCAACGCACGGAUCAUCGUUCUCUUCAUAUUGACGGCAGUCCUUCUGGGUGCAUUCAUGUGGCAGGAGAGGAGAAGAGGUGAUAACGCCCUUCUUCCGGGACGAAUCAUGCGGCGUCGCAGUUUGCUCGCAGGAAUGUGGUUUUCCUUUUGCAACAACUCCACACUCUCCGUUUUCGAGUAUUAUAUGCCAACCUAUUUUCAAGUCGUUCGCGGCGCAUCCGCCACAGUAUCCGGUGUACUGAGCCUUCCCAUCGCGAUCGGCGUGCCUGUUGCUGUCAUGUGUGGAAGCUCCGCCACCAGCCUUCUGGGAUACUAUAACCCGUUCAUGAUUAUUACCGGGAUAUUGACGCCCAUUGCGGCAGGCUUGCUGACAUCAUUAUCAGUGGAGCAGUCCCUGACCUCUCUUCUCUGCUACCAAGCGCUCCUGGGCGUAGGAGCGGGCGUGGGCUUUCAAGGCCCUCAGGUCGCAGCCCAGACUAUUUUACCAGUCAAUGAUUCUCCCAUGGGCAUUGCCCUCAUCAUUUUUGCUCAGAAUUUCGGGCCCGCCCUCUUCGUCUCCAUCGUGCAGACCGUUUUCACGGGACAGCUGCUCACGCGUUUAGGGUCGUUGUUGCCCAACCUAGACACGUACUCGUUGUCGGCCAUGGGAAUGUCUGAUUUGGAGAAAUAUGUUCCUUCAGCUGAUAUUCCUCGGGUGAUCCAGGGAUAUGACAAGGCCUUGACGACGGCUUUCUUCCUCCCCGUCGGUCUGGCUUGCGCCAGUAUGAUUGGGGCGCUGGGGAUGGAAUGGAGAAGUGUGAAGCGAAAGGAUGUUUGA
This is a messenger RNA of Aspergillus oryzae RIB40, 1632 nucleotides long. Its product is annotated as MDR family MFS transporter. NCBI's taxonomy places the organism in Eukaryota, Fungi, Ascomycota, Eurotiomycetes, Eurotiales, Aspergillaceae. The record is from RefSeq and is a predicted model, not a curated record. Gene Ontology annotation, biological process: transmembrane transport. Gene Ontology annotation, molecular function: transmembrane transporter activity.